Molecule: messenger RNA, 326 nt
Organism: Prorocentrum cordatum
Lineage: Eukaryota; Dinophyceae; Prorocentrales; Prorocentraceae
Source: the annotation of a GenBank genome assembly
AUGGAGUAUGAGGGGUACAGCGACAUGGUGAGGAAGGUGGCCGACCACCUGGACCUGCCCCUCAGCGACGAGGUCCGGAGGUGCGCGGCCAGCCACGACCCCAGCCGCCGCGGUGGCUUGGGCACCUCAGCCAGGGGGCCAAGGAGCGACCAGAGAUGUCUAAGCUCAGGGACAUCAUCGCCCGCCACGACGAGGAUUGGUUCGGGGGCAGGUUUGGCUCGUCGCCUCUUGCGACCCUCUGCAGUGCGACGGGGAUGGUGGGCCGUAUGGCGGCGGCCGCGCACGCGUUUGACGACGAGGAGGACUGGCUGGAGGGGUACGGGUGA